Messenger RNA from Neltuma alba, 636 nucleotides. RefSeq lists its product as uncharacterized. The record is from RefSeq and is a predicted model, not a curated record. Lineage: Eukaryota; Viridiplantae; Streptophyta; Magnoliopsida; Fabales; Fabaceae. The transcript has 3 exons. The coding region runs from base 1 to 636 and encodes 211 amino acids.
AUGAAUGAGUUAGAGAGAAUAUGGGCAUCAGAAGAUUAUAAGGCCAAGCGCGAGAUUGCUAAAGCCAAUCGAGCCUCAACCACAGGAGGCACUCAACACAAAGGUGGGAGUAUUCCUAAUACUGAGCAUAAGAGGGGGCUGGCUCUAGAGUUAGGAAGAAACCCUACUGUGUUUGAACUAUUCAAGAGGAUGCAUUUAAAUGAUAAAACUAGAAAAUUUGUAGAUCAGCAAGUGGAAUUAGCUCAUGAUGAGUUCAUAAGGAGAAAGGCAGAAUUAAGUUUUGAAAGAGGCUCUCCAAGUGUGCAAUCUAAUCAGGAAGAAUUUAAUAUAUGGUUAGAGAUUAUAGGUGGCAUAAACAAGAAGGGCCGCAUCUAUGGAUUUGGAUAUGAGGCAAAUGAUGAUAUUUGUGCUCCUCAGGGAUCUUCUCCUUCCAUUAACAGCACUAGCAUCAAUCCUAAUGUUGAAAUUGAAUUACAUACGAGGAUAACAGAGCUUACACAGGAGAAUCAACAAAUUAAACAAGACUAUGAAGAGAUGAAAGAAAAUUACAGCAAAAUCAAGUCUACAUUGGAGGGAAUGGGAAUUAGAUUAUCAGAGCCAUCUAGCAGCAAUAUAAAUUUAGAAAAUGACAGUUGA